Molecule: messenger RNA, 1857 nt
Organism: Oldenlandia corymbosa var. corymbosa
Lineage: Eukaryota; Viridiplantae; Streptophyta; Magnoliopsida; Gentianales; Rubiaceae
Source: the annotation of a GenBank genome assembly
AAAAAAAAAAAAAAAACUUUCCCAAUUUCUCAACGCAAGCCUUGCCCUGAUCGACCUUUCGAAUCUCCCAGAUGAACGUCGCCGGCCGCCUCUUUUUACCCGUAGCGUUCGCUGACGCCUUCUAUGCGUCCUUUCGGAAUCAUCCUAAUCUUCCUCUCUGCAACUCUCGCCGGAUUCCUUUGUCAUCAGAAAUCUCAAAUCUUAACCCCUCGAUCUUCUCGACGAUGAUAACGCCUCGAGGUCAAGGCCAAUGAUUCCUCCAAUUCGCCUCUUCUUUCAUCCAAGAGGGACAUUUGUGAACCCAGGGGGAGAUUAUAACGCCAUCUUUGAUCUAGUCGGUACAAAGCAAGAACGAUCAGAUUCAACAUUUCACUAUAGCAAGGUUGAUGCUUAUGCUUUGAAAAUGGAGCAGAUGCAAGUUUCAAUGCAGAAGUGGCAGGCUUCAACGGAGUUGUGGUGCAAGCAAAAUGGUGUUCCAGUUUCGAGUUUUGGUGUAGAAGAGGAUCAAAGUGUUCAAGGGUCGAAAUGGAAAACUCAUCCAUCUAAUGAUACUGAUUCGGAUGACAGUUUUUUGGAAGAAGAUGACAACCACGAACACAAUCUAGACUGGGAUGUGAAGCUUCUGAGUUACUUUUGGAAGACCUUAUGGGGUAAGCUAGGUACCAAUUUGUUGUUUUCUACAACAUCACAUCCUCAGACGGAUGGCCAGAUGGAGGUAGUUAAUAGGACUCUUGGGACCUUACUUCGUGCAUUGAUCCAGAAGAAUUUGAAGGCAUGGGAGUCUUGAUUGCCUAUUGCGAGUUUGCUUACAAUCGCACUUUGCAUACUACUACUCAAUAUUCCCCAUUUGAAAUUGUUUAUGGCUUUAAUCCGCUAACACCAUUGGAUUUGUAUCCUUUGUCUGUUUCUGAAUUUCUAGAUAUAGAUGGAGCAAAGAAAGCCAAGUUUGUGUGUGCUCUACAUGAGAAAGUACACAUGAACAUUCUCAAGAAAAAUGAACACUUCGCCAGGGUUGCUAACAAGGGACGGAAGGAAGUCGUUUUUUAGCCUGGCGUUUGAGUUUGGGCACAUGAAAGAUUCACACUCCUACCAAAGUCAAGUCAAAGUUGGAUCCAAGAGGCGAUGGGCCAUUUCAAGUUGUGAAGCGCUUGAACAACAAUGCCUAUCAGCUAGAUUUGCCAGGUGAGUACAAUGUUAGUGCUACUUUUAAUGGUUAUGAUCAAUCUCCCUUUGAUUAUGCAGAUGCUCGUGCCAUGGAUACUUUGGUUCAAGGACGAAUCCUUCCGAGGAAAGGGGGAAUGACAUAGAAAUCAAGAUCCUUUGUCUAAUAUUGGAGGUCCCGUGACUCGAUCCCGUGCGAAGAAAAGAGAUGAAAUGCUCAAAGCUCUAAUCUCGGAUGUUCAUUCUCAUGAAGAAUCUCAAAGGAUUGAUUGCAUUCAUUGGAUAAAUUGUCUAGAAUUGAAGAGUAUUAACCAUUUCGAAGAGGGGUCCAAAGACUUCAUCAAGUAGAUUGGAAUCAACGGACGUCGACCUCUUUGUCAGUCGACGAGCAAGCCGACGUGGGCAUGUCGACCAUUCUACCAGUCGACGAGAAGACCGGCGCGCACUGACGAACUAGGGUUCCAAAUAUCCUAGUCUUAAGUUUUAGCGGCUUUUUCUGAUUUGAUUUGUUUUUCUUGGAUAUUUUUGAAUUAAAAAAGUUUUAAGGGAGCUUCUAAAUAGUUCGCGACAUGUGCAAAUAUUUAGAAGUUAUAUUUUUUAUUUUAAAACUCAUUAGGGAUCGAAUCUACAAAGAACUUAAAUGUUGGAUUUUGACCUAGUGGCCUUUCUUUUCACAUUAAAAGAAGGGAGGCUGCC